Messenger RNA from Salvia miltiorrhiza (redroot sage), 387 nucleotides. Its product is annotated as cytosolic sulfotransferase 5-like. The coding region runs from base 1 to 387 and encodes 128 amino acids. Gene Ontology annotation, molecular function: sulfotransferase activity. NCBI's taxonomy places the organism in Eukaryota, Viridiplantae, Streptophyta, Magnoliopsida, Lamiales, Lamiaceae. The transcript has a single exon. Gene Ontology annotation, biological process: sulfation. The record is from RefSeq and is a predicted model, not a curated record. Gene Ontology annotation, cellular component: cytoplasm.
AUGCAUCCAUUCGGGCCUUUCGUCGAACAUGUGGUGGGGUAUUGGGAGGAGAGCAGGAAAAGGCCUAAGAAAAUAUUGUUUCUCAAAUAUGAAGAGCUCAAAGCUGACCCCAAGAUGCAACUUUUGAAGAUUGCUGAGUUUAUGGGGAGACCAUUUGGAGACGAUGAAGAAGGAGAAGUUGAUGAGAUUUUGGACAGGUGCAGUUUGGAGAGGCUCAAGAAUUUGGAGGUGAAUAAGAGUGGGUCCCAUUUCAUAAGCGUUCCAAACAGUUCCUUUUUUCGGAAAGGUGGAGUCGGGGACUCGAAGAACUAUUUGACGCCAGAGAUGGAAAUGCAGAUCCACCAAACAAUUACUCUCAAGCUCGAGGCCAUUGGUCUCUGUUUUUAA